AUGGUGGCUGGGCCUUUCCUAGACUCCCCCUUCUCUUGGGCUUGUUGGCAUCCCCUGUUCUUCCUCGCCCUGGAGGCCCUCCUGACGGGAUCCGGUUGGAGCUGCCCUUCCAGGUGCCACUGCUCCUCCCAGGACAGGUCUGUCUUCUGCAACCGCCGGCGCCUGACCACCGUGCCGGGCGGGAUCCCCCCGGAGUCUGAGCUCCUGGACCUGAGCAAGAACCGCAUCAGGACGUUGCACCAGGGCAUGUUCUCCCGCCUGCAGCCCUUGAAGGAGCUGGACCUGAGCGAAAACAUCAUCUCCAACAUCGAGCCCGGAGCCUUUAACAGCCUGCAGAAGCUGAUGACCCUGAGGCUGAAGAGUAACCAGCUGAAAAUCGUCCCGCCUGGAAUCUUCACCGGCCUCCCUAACCUCACCAUCCUUGACAUCAGCGAGAACAAGAUCGUCAUCUUCCUGGACCACUCCUUCAAAGACUUGUUCAACCUUAGGAAGCUGGAGGCCGGGGACAACCACCUGGUCUUCAUCUCGCCGCAAGCCUUCAGCGGGCUCCUCCGCCUGCAGCAGCUCACCCUGGAGAAGUGCAACUUGACGGGCGUGCCCCAGCUUGCCCUCUCCCAGCUCCACCACCUGGUCGAGCUCCGGUUCAAGGUGCUCCACAUCAGUGUCCUCCACAACUACUCCUUCCGGAGGCUGCACCGCUUGAACGUGCUGGAGAUCGACCGCUGGCCUUUCCUGGCGACGCUGGAGCCCCGCAGCCUCUUGGGACUGAACUUGACCUCCUUGUCCAUCACCAAGUGCAACCUCAGCGCCGUCCCUUACCAGGCGUUCAGGCAUUUGGUUUAUCUCCAGUACCUGGAUCUCUCCCAUAACCCCAUCUCGGUGAUCCAUGGCAAGAGGCUGAGCGACCUUUCACGCCUUCAGGAAUUCCACCUCUCUGGAGGCAGGCUGGCCACCAUCGCCACCAGCGCCUUCCAAGGACUCAACUACUUCCGGCUGCUCAAUGUCUCGGGUAACGCCCUGAGGACCUUGGAAGAAGGGGUCUUCCACUCGGUGGGGAACCUGGAGAUCCUGCGGUUAGACAGGAACCCCCUGGCCUGUGACUGCCGGCUCUUAUGGAUUAUCCGAAGGCGACGCAGGCUUAACUUCGGAGGGCAGCAGCCCGCCUGCGCGAGCCCCACGACGGUCAGAGGGAAAGUCUUCAAAGACUUCUCCGAUGUCCUCCUGCCCAAUCACUUCACCUGCAGGAAGUCUAAGAUCCCGGACAAGACGCUUCAGCAGGUGAGUGUGGAAGAGGGGGACAAAGCAACCCUGAGCUGCAAGGGCGAAGGGGACCCACACCCGACUGUCUACUGGGUGUCACCUCACGACAUCCGCCUGGACUCCAACCACAAGGGGCGGAUGAGGGUCUUCGCAGAUGGCACCUUGGAGAUCGACUACGCCCUAGCCCAGGACAGCGGCACCUACCACUGCGUGGCCAGCAACGUAGCAGGGAACGACACUUUGCUGGCGCACCUUCGCGUGAGCAAGCCCUCCGCCCAGUUGGGCAACGACUCCUUCCUGUUCUCCAACAGCUCGGAGGCCUUCCAGCCGUCCCUCAUCGACGUGGGCACGCUGGUGGGAGUCUUGGCCAUGGGCAUCCUGCCGUUCCUCAGCUCGGUCGCCGUCUGCUUCGUCUUCAUCUUCUUCUGGAGCAAGAGCAAGGGGAAGGUCAAGCAUCACGCCACCUUCGAGUUCGUCCCUCACCAUCCCCACGCGGCCUGGAACAAGCCGCGCAGCAGCGGCGGCGGCGGCAAGUUUGCCAUGAAACUCAUGUGAUGAGGGGGCCAUUUUCUCGCCUCAGGCCCCCAUAGCUUUGUGAACCUGGAAAUGGAAAAUGCGGAGAACUUACAGAAGUGGUUCAUCUUUGUGAGCUGCCGAUGCCAGCACCACGCUCCACCUGUGUAGC
Messenger RNA from Mauremys mutica (yellowpond turtle), 1945 nucleotides. RefSeq names its product leucine rich repeat and Ig domain containing 4 (gene LINGO4). NCBI's taxonomy places the organism in Eukaryota, Metazoa, Chordata, Testudines, Geoemydidae. The transcript has a single exon. The coding region runs from base 1 to 1815 and encodes 604 amino acids. The record is from RefSeq and is a predicted model, not a curated record. Gene Ontology annotation, molecular function: protein binding.